GCGUCUCAUUGUAACCUCCGGUUCAGCCAGGUCAGUUGACGUCACAUCCUGCGCCGCGGCCUAGUCACCCGGAGACUGGGAAAGGCAGCGAAGGGAGUGAGCCGAACGGGUGCAGCCAUACAAUGAUCUUGUUUACCCGUCUCCUGGCCGUUUCCCUUCUCCUGGCCACCGGUGCAUUUGCCAAGUUUCAGGAGUUUGAUGACAGUGACGAUGUAGCAGAGUAUGAUGACAAUGACUUUGCUGAGUUUGAGGAUGCUGCAGAUGAGGUGCCCACUGUUCGCCCCCCGAGCCAGCAAACACCAGAGAAAGAGGAUGAGGAUGAUGAUGAUGAUGAGGAAGCAACGGUAGAGCUGGAGGGACAAGAGGAGUUUGAAGAGGAUGCAGAAGGACAGGAGGGUGAUGCUGAUGCAGAACCAUAUGAUGAUGAAGAGUUUGAAAAUUAUGAAGACAGGAUGGAUACUGGGACUCCAAACAAGAAUAAAGAUCCAAUUACCAUUGUGGAUGUUCCUGCUCACCUACAGAACAGCUGGGAGAGCUAUUACAUGGAAAUCCUUAUGGUUACUGGGCUGUUGGCCUACAUCAUGAACUACAUCAUUGGCAAAAACAAGAACAGUCGGCUAGCACAGGCCUGGUUCAACUCUCACAGGGAACUCCUGGAAAGCAACUUUUCUCUUGUGGGGGAUGAUGGGACAAAUAAGGAUGCUGUAAGCACAGGAAAGCUGAAUCAGGAGAAUGAGCACAUCUAUAAUCUGUGGUGUUCAGGGCGACUGUGCUGCGAGGGCAUGCUGAUUCAACUCAAGUUUAUUAAGCGCCAGGACUUACUCAAUGUGUUGGCUCGUAUGAUGCGCCCAACAUGUGAUCAAGUGCAAAUAAAAGUAACAAUGAACGACGAGGACAUGGACACAUAUGUUUUUGCUGUGGGAACUCGCAAAACACUGGUCAGGUUGCAGAAAGAGAUGCAGGACUUGAGUGAAUUCUGCAAUGACAAACCUAAAUCUGCUUCUAAGCUUGGUCUUCCUGAGUCAAUGGCCAUCCUGACUGAGAUGGGGGAGGUGACAGAUGGUGUUAUGGACACCAAGAUGGUUCACUAUCUCACACAUUAUUCUGAUAAAAUAGAGUCCAUCCACUUCUCUGACCAGUACUCUGGUCCAAAGAUCAUGCAAGAGGAAGGGCAGCCACUCAAACUCCCAGAGACAAAGAAAACUCUUCUGUUUACAUUUAAUGUGCCUGGAUCUGGAAAUGCAUCUGUGAAAGACAUGGAGGCCCUUCUACCACUGAUGAAUAUGGUGAUUUAUAGUAUUGAUAAAGUUAAGAAAUUCCGUCUAAACAGAGAGGGUAAGCAAAAAGCUGAUAAGAAUCGUGCCCGUGUAGAAGAGAACUUCCUCAAACUCACUCAUGUACAGCGCCAAGAAGCAGCUCAGACCCGCCGUGAAGAGAAAAAGCGGGCAGAGAAAGAACGCAUCAUGAAUGAGGAGGAUCCUGAGAAACAACGGCGUCUAGAGGAAGCUGUUCAGCGUCGAGAGCAAAAGAAGAUGGAAAAAAAGCAAAUGAAGAUGAAGCAGAUCAAAGUAAAAGCCAUGUAACUUGUCCAAAUAAUCCCUCCAGCAACAGCAGAGUAGGUGGAAGCAGUGCCCAGUAUAGGAGGCAAGGGAUAACCUAUGAUAUCCACACUAAUGUAUAGUGCAAUCAGCCUGGAAGUCCUCCCAUUCUCUGAUGCGUUAUAUAGGUGUCCUCUAUUCUGGCAAAGGUUGAAUGUUCUUGUCUCAUCAAUGGACUUGUGUUGAAAUACAUCAUUCCUGGUUGGUUAUUUUGUGGGCCUGGAAUGGGCCAAAAUACCAGGAAUAAAUUAAGUUAAAGGGGAGGUUUUACUCUUGUAGUGAUACAGGGACAAAAUGCAUAGUAAAAUCAACCGAUCUUAUAAAAUGUACAACAAAAAUCAAACCCUUUAGUCAGAUCCUCCGAGAUAAUCCGCACCAUCACCGAAGCCUAUAAAAUAUCCUGCUGGAGUUAAAAAGAAAAAAAUUUUGGAUUUAUGAUUUUUUUUUUUAAUGGUUUGUUUUAAUCAAGAUAAUUAGCAUAAAGUGACAACUAAUCCCCUUCUCUGUUCACCCAGGAAUGAGUUCCCAUAUAUGCAGCAUUAUGCAGCCUAAAAGUUAUAAUUUGGCAAAAUCUUCAAAUGUGCAGUUUCCCAAUACUGUGUUUAGGGGGCAGAGUCCUCCAAAAACAUUAUUAGGUCAUUUUGCCUAGAGCUGAAACAGCUUAGUAUUUUUUUCUAUUUUGAUGUAACAGAAUGUUCCCCAGGUUCAGAGUUUAUAUAUAUUAGUAUUUAAAUUAUUAAAACAUUAUAAAAGGUAUGACAUAAAUGUAAAAGGAGUGGUAUUAUUUACAAAGGGCAAACAUCAAUUCUUAAGGAGCUGACACCAUUGUUAGAUUGGCUUGCUUAACUGCCAUUUCACAGCUUUCAGAUAUUGGGCAGGAGUAGGAUUAUCUUUAAAAGUGAGGCUUACAAUUUUUUUAUGUGUAUAUUACUAAGUGUACCAAUGUUGCAGCACUCCAUCGGGUUUAUGUGAUAAAACGCACUAAGUUUGCCCAGGACAGUGACCCAUAGAAACCAAUCAGCAGGCAGCAUUUACCGGUGACCUGUUUAAAAGCAAACAUUUUAUUGGUUGCUAUCAGUUACUGCUCCUGGGCAAACUUAGUGCCUUUUAUUAAAAAUAUAUCGUAUAAAUGACAUAAAUCAUAAAACCUUAAUUUUGUUUUUAUCAAGGUUAAGGGAAACGUAUAAACAGAAUCUUCAGGGAGCCCAUCCUAAGUAAGAAGUUUCGGUAGACCUAAUAAGGCGCAUGCUUUGAAAAGGGUCCCUGGGGAGUUUUCAUGGUUUUUGUGUUGUUUAUAUUGUUUCUUCACAAAUUGUUCUAAUAGCGUGAUCCCUAGACCUCAGUACUAAAAGAUGUGGGCCCCACCUCUGCCACCUUCAGUAGAAUGGGCAAAAAAAUAUAGAACCACAAUUUAUUAGCACUGAGUAUCACUACUAAAUUAAAAGCACAUUAAAACUUGGCUGACCAGCCUACUAAUUCACACAAUCAAAUAUAGUACCUAUCUUUAGCCCCAAAGGCUGAUUUUAAUCCUCAAUGCUAAUAAAUUGUGGUUCUAUAUUGUUUUUAUUGACUUUGAAUAAAAUUAUGGUUUUAUGAUUUACGGCGUCUGUGACAUCAGUAAAUGUGGAUACAAGUGAAUGGGAAAGCACUGCCAUGAGGAUCAUAACACCCUAGAAGAUGUUACCCUGUGAUAUCCCUUUUUCCAAACAGGAGUCUUAUUGGUGGUGCCGUUGCCCAAAUGUCCAGAGCCAACUGCCAUGUGAAUGGGUACUGCCUGCUUGUAUACAGGAGGCAAUAACCCUUUCAUAAACCAGUUCUUUCUAAGCAUUUAGAGCCUGGACAAUUGUGUGACGUAAUGAAAAAAAUUUGUGAUCUGUAUACUUUUAAGAUAAUUAUCAUGUAUAGCAUCAAAACUAUUACCUUUUUUGCUUGGGUGGAAAGCAUGGGCCAAGGACUCCAUCCAGUUCGUGCAUCCGUUGCGGGUUUUUUUUUCCAUUUAAUUUCCCCAGUGCUAAGCUGCUGAUUGGCCCAUGGGCCAGACAUUUGGCUUAGCCUGAUGUGACUUUUCACAAGCCGGGUUACCAAUUCUGGUAAAGAUACUCUCGUUUGCCAACCUGGACAACUUAAUUCAAUUUAGCAGUUUACAGAGAGGAGUUUGAAGAGAGAUUUUAGUGUGGACAGUUCUGUGUAUAGAGCAGUACUGCUGACUUUUUGCCCACAAUGCACUGCCAGUUCUGUAUAUAGACUGCUACUUACAGUUAUGGGAAGGGGAUGUUAAUUCAUGUUGAAUAGAUUUUUUUAAAACUUCCAAGUCUCCUAGGUGAAGGAAUCCUUAGAAGGAAAUUUACAGUCACUGAGGGGUGGCAAAAUGUUAGGCACCCCCAGUUAUUGUAAUAGUUUACCUAAUACCCCGGGCCGCUGCUCUUGUUAGCAGAAAGCCGCACUGUCCAGGGUGUACCCAAGCAAGCAUUCCUCUUCCUCUUUUGGUCUUCGCACAUGUGCAGUAGAGUGAAACACUGAACUUCAACAAAAAAGCUGCUUUAGCUCAACUGUGCAUGGUUGGGCCCCAUGAUCGCUGAUAAAGGAGAAGGAAGGAAGAAAGAGGAUAGUUUGCUUGCAUUUACCCCAGGGAAGUGCAGUUUUCUUCUAUCAGAAGCACCAACCGAGGGUUUCAGGUAAGCGAUUACAAUCACUAUGGGAUGCCUAACGUUUGGCACCCCCUAGUGAUUUAGCCUUUUCCUUCUCCUUUAAAACUGCUGUCAAAAGUGUUAAUUUGUGCUGAAAAAGUCUUUCGCAAGGCAAACAAGAUCAGUUGUCCUUGAUCUCAAUAAUUCUGGAUGAACAAUCUGUUUCAGAUACUAUUUAUUUGAAAUGUGAAUUCUCAAAAUGCCCCGUUUCUGGCAGUUCAGGCAGUCAAGUUGCUGCACACACCUGUAGGGGUAAAUGGCUAGCAGCCGGACCUCUUUUGGGGCUCCUUAGUGAGUUGGGCCUAGGAAAUUCAGGUGGCUGUGCUGUCAACAUUGAGAUAUUUUGAGGGUGGCAAAAAAAGCCUAGGAAAUUGGGUUCUGGGGAUGCCAUACCAAUGCCAGUAUCCUUUUUACUGAAGAAUACAUACACUUUACUCACUGCCAUUCACUCCCUUUGUGCAGGAUUCCAAGUAGGCAAUAUUUUGGAGCAUUCUGUUUUGGGCUGUUGCAUGCUAGGUUGUGAGCGUCCCGAGCUACUUACAGCAAGUCCUGCCUUUCCCUAUUGGAAAAUGAUCUGCUGUGAGUUUCAUGUUUGCAAUAAAAUUGCUUGGCGUGCCAUAGCCCAUAACUACAGAGGAACACUAAGAAAUGUAUAAUACUGAAUCUAUGCAAGAGCAUUUGUAGUAAAAUCAUGUGACUGUUGCAGACCCCACAAUUCUGUAUCAAUGCAAUGUUAUGCAAGCUGAUUCAAUGAUGGUGAGAGGUGAAAGGAGAGCACAUAAGCCAGUGUUGUGAGUUUUAAAAAGUCAUAUGAUUAGAAUAAAGACAAUUGUUGAUUUCUAUAGUUCCUGCUUUCUGCUAAUAAAUUAUUUUUAUUUGUA
Molecule: messenger RNA, 5166 nt
Organism: Xenopus tropicalis (tropical clawed frog)
Lineage: Eukaryota; Metazoa; Chordata; Amphibia; Anura; Pipidae
Source: RefSeq, a predicted model, not a curated record